AUGAAAAUCCUAAUCCUGAAUGGCUACAGAAGGACUCCUCCAAAUAGCAAUAAGUUUGCCAACUUUUGUAAGGUGGUUAAAGAAGCUUUCCGGAGGCACAAGGCCAAAUGCUCUAGCGAUAUAGAGUUCGUAGUCAAAGACCCAACCAAUAUUGAUGAUUAUCUCUAUGAGACCCUCAGUGAACAUACUGAUGAGGAAUCCAAAAAGAGGUUUGAUUCAGUUGACAUGGUGUUUAUUGAUGGUGAAGCCAAUUCACUACCUUGGAGCCCCAAGGUCGCCAAGAUAGCAAUGCUCUUCCGAAUGUGUAAACUUACAGACAAGUGUCUGUUUGCAGCAGGUUUUGGCAUCAAUAUGCAGGUCUACCAUUGAGCAACAUCGUUUGAGAAAAUCAACGUCAUUAAUGGUAAUUCAAAAGGAGGACUUCUGCAAGAUAUCCAUUUAAUUGACCUUAACUUCGCUAGAAAUUGCACCAGGAGCCAAGUCUUCCUCGAUCAUGCCACUGGAGAUUAUUAUAUGUAUAAAAAGGAUGAUAAUGAAACUGGAAUAUGGGUCCCUCUUGGCAACGUAGGUUUGCACUAUGCUAAAGCUGCUGAAGAAGGAGGAACUGAAGGAGCCUUUAUGACUAAAGUAAAAGUCUAUAAGCCCAAGCCCUCCAAAUACUCCACUCACGAGGUACUAAAAUCAAAGAUCACAGAAAGGAAAUGCACUAUAAAAUAAAGAGCAUCUGCAUCACUGGAUUGCUAUAGGACUACAGAGAGAAUUUGUUGCUAUCAACGAGAGUAUGUGGGAUCCCCAUCCGGUCCAGAUGAUGACCACAUCAGUGUAUGAUAAGAACUAUACCACCAUCGCAGACUCUGACAAAGGUCCUGAAAUGAUUGAACAUUUAAACACAAUUGCCGUUCAGUUCCACAUCGAGAAGAAAUAUCCUGCCACAGUUGAGAUUUUGAAUAAUUUUGUGAAUAAAUAAAUUUGAAGUUAUCGUUGAAAACUCACGAGCUGACAUGUCUCUUGAAGAAGCUGAGAAUUAUAGGAGAAGUAUGAUGUAUACCAAGGUUGCUGCAGCUCCUAAACCUCAUGAAGAAGUCAAGAAUCAAGGCAAAGCCAUGUUUAUUAAAAGAAACAGUAUGGGAAUGCAGACCAAUUCGGUAAAGAAAGAAGGCAUCCGGCCUGUAACAGCUCGGACGGGAACAUCAGGAUUUUCAGUCAGAAAUAUAUCAACAAGAGCUAGCUCUAGGAAGAGCCAGACUAGGGGUAUGAAUGGGAAAGGAAAUAGAGCUUCCUCAGCAAUGCACUCAAGAGGUCCAACGCCAAGUAAGGUGAGAUGUUUCAGUGCUGGAAGGACUAUGAGAAACCAAUCAACAGCAGCAACAGAUAGUAGAAUAACUUUAAAAUCGAAUCUUCAAAAUAAGCAUGCUUCUUCCACCCAGAUAAUAAAACCAGAGGAUGCAGAGAAGCUGUCUACAGCAAAUAAACAGCUAGUUAAAUAAGUUCAAUGAUUUUUUGAAGCACAACACUAGGAGGAACACCACCAAUUCUCAGAAGUUAGCUAAGACAGUGAUGAACUACAUCGAAACUGAAAUAACUCACCCUGAGUUGAGGAAACAGAAUGAAUUUAACAGGAAAAAGUUGUCUAAUUAUGAUAUGAAUAUCUAUUACCAGCUAAAUUUGCUCAAAGACAUGCAUACGAAAAAAGAGAGCACCAAGAAGGACAUCAGACAAAUGCUUCACCCUGCUUUGGAGGAAGAUAAUAUGCCGAAGACCAAUAAGAAUUUGGUAGGAGCCAAGGCGCAUAUAAAGAACAUGUUUACCAAUAAGACCAGGAUCAAGAUUAACCCUAGGUUUUAUACAAGGUAUAAAGAAUUCUCUAAGCUUCCUCCUACCAAUCUUGAUGUCCCCGUGAUAAGAAAUGCCAGUCCAUAUAUCAGUGAGGAAGAACUUUAUAGGAAAGAAUAUUUGAAUAAUAAGAAGAAAUGGAUGGGAAAGAAGACGUUUAAAAAUUUCUUCGGCAAGGCAAGUAGCUCAACUGCAUGAAAUUUCAUUCCCAAUUAUGUCACGAUCACUCCUUCAGAACCUCCUAUCUUACAUAAGUUCAGAGAUCUUGACAGGGAGAAAUGGGUUGAUGAAAAUUUCAAGUUUUAAAUUUUUAAUUCAAUAUCAC
Moneuplotes crassus is the source of this 2158-nucleotide messenger RNA. The record is from the annotation of a GenBank genome assembly. Lineage: Eukaryota; Ciliophora; Spirotrichea; Euplotida; Euplotidae.